Prorocentrum cordatum is the source of this 392-nucleotide messenger RNA. Lineage: Eukaryota; Dinophyceae; Prorocentrales; Prorocentraceae. The record is from the annotation of a GenBank genome assembly.
AACGGCAGCAGGCAGGCAGCGUGCACGCGCGGCCCAAGCGCGGGGCGGAGGGACGGGGAGCCCGGGGUUUUUUCUGUGGUCGACGAUCACACACCGUACCUCAAAAAGGGAGACGGGGAACCCGAGACCGCCCAGUUCCGCCCAGGCUCGGCGGCCGUUCCGGGAGGCCGAGCCAUCGGGCUCUCGACAGUCCAGGUCGCGCACGCGCGGCAGUGCCCCACGGGACGCGCACCAUCUCGGCCUCCCCGGGCGGAGCCCGCGGGGCUGCCCGUGGGGGAGUGCUCACCAUCUUGUGGCCCUCUCCGCGGCCGCGAGCGCGUGUGGCAGGACCUUAAUCCAAAAGCCUGAGAAACAAGCGCAACACAAUCGCUGUCACUCGCGAUGCCUGUCUA